Molecule: messenger RNA, 1269 nt
Organism: Penicillium canariense
Lineage: Eukaryota; Fungi; Ascomycota; Eurotiomycetes; Eurotiales; Aspergillaceae
Product: arginyltransferase
Exons: 8
Coding region: 1-1269 (422 amino acids)
Biological process (GO): protein arginylation
Cellular component (GO): cytoplasm
Molecular function (GO): arginyl-tRNA--protein transferase activity
Source: RefSeq, a predicted model, not a curated record
AUGGAGCCCGUUGACGCCGAACGCGCGCGACAGCUGUCGCUCUUCCGGCCCUUAGGCGUCUCAUACUACUCCAGUUCUGUCGUCGUGCGGCCCGAGCACUAUGAGGAGCUCAUCCACCGCGGAUGGCGACGAUCAGGCAAGCUCUACUACAAGCAGAACCUGCAACGAUCAUGCUGCCCGCACUACACGAUGAGGCUGGAGGCGCAGGCCUUCCAGCCCCGUCGUGACCAGCGCAAGGCCGUCAAUCGCUGGAACAAGUUCAUUCUGGGGGCAGAGUAUAUCCGCAAGGCUGCUCGGCUCUGUCCUCGGUCUCGAGAGGAAAAGCGGCACCGGAAGUGUAACUUCGACCUGCAGGCCGCCGUGCACGAGGCCGAGUACAGUCAGGUCAAGCGCCCCAUUGAUCCCGUCACUCAACGCCCCCUGGAGCCGGCGCACAAGUUCGAGGUCAAUAUCGAGGGUGACUCGGUCUCGCAGGCAAAGUUCGACCUGUUUGUCAAGUACCAGACCACGAUUCAUAAAGAAGAUGUGUCCCGCUGGAAGACCAAGGACUUUGAAGGGUUCUUGUGCUCGGGUAUCAAACGGUCUCCGAAUCCCAUCACGAACUCCAACGCUUCCCAGAAGAAACUGGGAUCAUGGCACCAGUGCUAUCGGCUGGAUGGGAAGCUGAUUGCCGUUGCGGUCCUCGAUCUGGUCCCGAGUGGAGUGAGCUCGGUGUAUAUCUUCUACGACCCUGACUACGAGCAAUGGGAAUUCGGCAAGCUGAGUGCUCUGCGCGAAAUCGCCUUCGCGCAAGAGAACGAUUAUUCGUACUACUACAUGGGUUUCUACAUCCACAGCUGCGUGAAGAUGCGCUACAAGGGCCACUUCAGACCCCAGUAUAUUCUCGACCCGGAAUCGUACGACUGGGACCCACUCGAUGGUGAGCUAUCUAAGAAGCUUGACACCCAGCCCUAUGUCUCCAUGUCCCGAGAACGGUCUCCCCAAAAUGCAAAGGAAUUCCCUGCCAUUGAUCCUGACGUGGACGAAACGGAACUUUCCCUCUUCGACAUCAACAUGCCGGGUGUCUUAACCCUGGAGGAGGUGAAAGCCUUGGAUCUGGACCACUGGCAUCUGCUGUACCAUGGCUCCUUCGUUCAGAUGGAGGACCUCGUCGGGUGGGACCAAAUGCCCAUGGAUAGCCCACAAUCGCUGAAGGGCAUCAUUGCUGAACUUGCCGCGGUGCUCGGUCCAAAACUAGUCAAGGACAGCGCGGUAGUGCUAUUCGAUUGA